AGGUUGCUGUUUGCAUUGACCGGUCACCAUGGCCUUCCGUCAAGCCCUCCGCCCCCUGGUGCGGGCACAGACUUCGCGUCACAUGGCUCAGGCUGCCUAUGAUCAAUCCCUGGUCAACACGGCUGAGACGAAGAUCACCACUCUGGCCAAUGGCUUUCGUGUGGUGACUGAGCAGACGCCCCAUCAGACCGCCUGCGUUGCCGUCCAUGUUGAUGCUGGUUCGCGCUUCGAGAACAGCCACAACAAUGGCACUGCGCACUUUUUGGAGCACAUGGCCUUCAAGGGUACCAACAAGCGUUCUCAGGCUGAUAUCGAGAAGCAGGUGGAGACGAUGGGCAUGCGCCUCGACGCUUACACCUCUCGCGAGGCGACCGUCUACACUGCCCGCUGCUUCAGCGGCGAUACCGGCUCCGCCAUCGAGCUGCUCGGCGAUAUCCUGACCAACUCUACCUUUGACGAGCGUGCCGUGGAGGCUGAGCGUGGCGUCAUUCUGCGCGAGACCCAGGAGGUCAACUCCAUUCCUGAGGAGGUCGUCAUGGACUACCUGCAUAGCGUGUCCUUCCCCACCAGCCCUCUGGGUUACACCAUCUUGGGCCCGGAGGACAAUGUGAAGAAGAUCACUCGCGACGACCUCAAGUCGUACAUCGACACCUUCUACACGGCCCCCCGCAUGGUCCUUGUCGGUACUGGUGGCGUGGACCACGAUAUGCUGGUUGAGGCCGCUGAGAAGGCCUUUGGCCAUCUCUCGGCCGAGAACAAGGCCCCUGCCGUCCCUGUCCCUGAUUUCCAUGGUGCCGAAGUCAAGGCCCGUGAUGACAGCAAGCCUGCGGCCACGUUCGCUCUGGCCGUUGAGGGUUGCUCAUGGGCCAGCCCCGACUACUUCCCCCUCAUGGUCGGCUCCACCAUCAUCGGCUCGUGGGAUCGUAGCUUCGGCGGUAGCGGUCACCUGAGCUCCAAGCUUGCUCGCCUCAGCGUCGACGAGAAGCUGGCCAACAGCUUCAUGUCCUUCAACACCAGCUACACCGACACGGGUCUCUGGGGCAUCUACGCCUCCACUCCCCACAACCAGAUUGAUGACUUCAUCUACGCCACCACUCAGGAGUGGAUGCGUCUUUCCCACAACGCCUCGGACUCUGAGGUCGACCGUGCCAAGAUGCAGCUCAAGGCUGGCAUUCUCUUCGGCGUUGAUAGCCUCCAGGCCCUGAACGAUGAGAUUGGUCGUCAGAUCCUCACUUUGGGCCGCCGUAUGCCUGCCGUGGAGGUUGAUGCUCGUAUCAGCGCCGUCACGGCCUCGGACGUUUGCAGCGCCAUGUCCAACUAUGUUUACGAUCGCUGCCCCUCAGUCGCGGCUGUUGGCCCCAUUGAGCAGUUCCCUGACUACAACUUCCUCCGCGGCUCCAUGCUCUGGAUGCGCACUUAAGCUUGGUCUGCUCUUUCCUUUUUUUUUUUUUUUCUGUUUUCCUUAACGGGAAGCACCAUCUUCCUAGCCUAGGCCUGUGCCGGUCCUCCGUUCAGAACAUUUACGGUGACAAUGCCAGCGGCAGCGCCAAUCAGUGCUUGGGCUUGUGUGAGCUAUGGUGAAGCGUUCUCCCUAUCCUACCGUACUAUCCCCUUUACGUCUCUUUUGUCUGGCUGUAUGUCUGCCCACCGCUCGCCCCAUGGUUUUUUACCUUUGCCACCCACAACAUCUACUUUGAAGCAGCUGCUGAAGACUUGACCCCCCUUUGUGUCUUUGGUCGUCUUUCACGACCGCUUCCUUUCUUUUCUUUUUUACAUCUUUUCUGCUUAUCUCUCUGAGCCUGUGCGGCUUAUCUUGACCACACUUGCAUCUGGAAUGAAACUUCAACAAUCAAAAAAAAAGACC
Molecule: messenger RNA, 1864 nt
Organism: Monosiga brevicollis MX1
Lineage: Eukaryota; Choanoflagellata; Craspedida; Salpingoecidae
Exons: 7
Coding region: 29-1420 (463 amino acids)
Cellular component (GO): mitochondrion
Molecular function (GO): metal ion binding; metalloendopeptidase activity
Source: RefSeq, a predicted model, not a curated record